CAUGGCCGAACAGAAUAUAUUCACUUGCAGUGGUAAACAGUGUGUUUUAUUAUGAGCAAACAAUAUUUUUAUAACCUGUAAGCACUAAUGGAAAAUGGAUGAAGUUGUAGCCAUAGAAGGGGAAUUAAAUGCUAUUGUUAAAGAGGUAGGCAUGAAAUGGAUUACUUCAUGACCAAUUUCAACUCUAAUUCGGUAUUGUGUAUGCCUAACCUUGUUUCCUUAGCAAUAUGAAGAAACGAAGGAAGGAGUCAUGGAUGACAACAGACGUACCCUCCUCUUACAAUUUAUAUAAACAUGUGAACAGUAAGCUCGGACGUCAGCAUAGAAAGGCGGCAAUGGCAGCCGCUGUCGGUCCAUUUUUUUAUGAGCUUACUGUACAGCCUAUCCAACCCGUGACUGAUGUCACUGAUAUGUGAAGGUUGGCCACAGCACCGGGGUCUACAUCCUCUACUCUUUUCGAACAGUGGUUUGGGUUCUUUUUUCUCCCACAAGAACUAGAUAAGUGAAGUGCUGUUUUUCGACCUUAUUAGAGAAGACUAGAAAGUCUAACCAUUUCCAGAUGUCAUCACAAAGGCAGAACUUUCUUCUCAGUUAUUUGAAGACCCUGAGUGUUGAUCUGGCCGAGGUUCGAACCCGUGACAUCCUGCUGAGCAGAGCGGCGCACUCCCAACUGAGCUAAGGGGCGGUGGUAUUAAGAUAUUAGGCUUGAUUGCAUUAAUCAAAUUGUGUGGAUAUACCUUUGGAAUGGUAAUGCAUCAGUCAGUUCCACCUGUGCCCAGCCCCUCCCCCCUCCAGGCUACUGCAGGGCAUUUGCCCGCCUUGUCAGUCCCAGGGGUGGGACAUUUGCAAAUUUUGCACUGCCCGGGGCCAUUCCCAAGUUUGACACUCAAACAGUUUCCUAUCAGAAUAUAACUAUCCACAGAGGGUUUUACUGAAAAAAAAGCAGAUUGGCUCGUCUGUCAAGGACAGGAAUAAAUUGAAGAGGGUUGUAAAGGCAUGUCCUCAAUUUUAUGCCUGCAUUUCUUCAUUGCUUAUCAAGCCAAAAUUACGUAGCGAAAUUGGAGCUAUCAAUGUUAUUGAAUCAAAUUUCUGUUGAUAUUAUUUGAAGAACAUCCUUUCAUAUUUAUAAAACUAUUCAUAACAUAUAACUUUACAGCACUCUAGUAAUUUUAAUGUCAAUAAUUUAAUAUCAGUACUAAAACCAUCAACUGGUUCAUGUCAUUGUUAGAAUCGUUAGAAUCCUAGCACCAUUACAAAGGAAGACAUUAAUUGAAACAAAAAAUUGCAUAUUAAAAGGCUUAAAAUGGCACUAUUUGACUGUGCGAUCGAUGAAAAAUGUUGCAGUGUUGACGGAAGAUGGGGCAUUUGCCCUCUUUUUUCGUCCCCACCCCGGGGAUUUGCCAUCCAAGGCAAAAGAAAUGCCAAUGCCUGGGGGUCACCCAGGGGGGGAGGGGGGUGUUGGGUGCAGGUGGAAUUGACUGAUGCAUAAACUGUAUACAUAUUUUUUACUCCAAAUUCUUAGUAUCUGGAUUUUCUUGGCUACUCAAGAACAUCAUCAACGUUUGAGGGAGAGUUAGGAUCACUAGGAAAGCAACUGAAAAAUGAGACAACUUCACCCAGGAAUGACUCCCAGAAAAAUGAUAUUCAGGUACAGAUUAGGGACUGUACAUUAUUUAUAGCUUAGGAGGGGAGGGGGGAUUUUUAAACCAACUCAAGCAUUUUAGAAAUGUAGCCCUCCCUAAAGUGUCUUUAUUCGAAACUUACCCCUCUCGUAUAUGCAACAAACCACAAUUCCCUCCCCCCGCCAAAAAGAAGAACACAUGCAAGGAACAGCUAUUUGUUACAAGGUUUAUAUUCCUGUAAAAGUAGCAGUUAAGCUAGUCCUAUAGAAAAAAAAAUUCUGCUAGAGUAAAUAUUAUCAAGGUAAUUAAUAAAAUUGUGAUGUUUUGAAAUAGAAUACCACUUGCCAAUAAACCACAGUUGAGUGUAAUGCUAUCCAUUUUCCUCUGUAUACAAGUAGGAUACAUUAUUUUGCAGAGCCGGUAGAUUUUAUAGCCUGCGCGCAGACGAAAUUAAACUCUGAUUAACUCCGUCUGCGUAACAGCGCCAAAAUCCUCAUUCUGGACUUCCAGCUGUGUACCCAGAUUGGAGUACGCGCCACGAUUGGCCAGUUAAAAAAGGCCUUUGUUUUGUUUGUCGUGAUCGCUAAUCAGGUUGAAGGGAAAUUCAAAACGCACUUCCGGUAAUUCGUUGAGUCCGUUGGGGGUUCAGAACAAGGAUCUCUGCGCUGCUUCGCAGACGGUACUAAUCAGAGUUUAGUUAUCGUCUGCACGCAGGCUAGUAGGCUUAAUGUGGGUCCAGAGAAGGUCAGAUUUGAGGGAGAAACCAAUGAAAGCUGGAAAGCUGAUUGUAAAGGCUAUAUGUGUACACACUGUUAUUGGAACACAGAAACUUAGAGCCUGAGUUACUGACAUGUACUGAGUUCUGUAGUAAAUACCAAAUUGUAAGUAAGGUCCUUUCUUUUCCUCUUUCAUUGCAGCAGAGAAUGGUGGGGGCCUUUGAGAGUGGAAGAUGUACUGAAUUCUUCAGAAUGUGGAACCAAUAUGUGCCAGAUGAUUUUCAAGAAAAUGAUCAGAUAUGUCAGAAAUUACAUUUCAACAUCAACAUUUACUUUGCAAUCUACCCUAUUACGCAUGGUAACCAGGUACUCCGUCAAUUAUAAUGAUGUUGCUAGUUCUAUGUAGUGUAAGAAAAAGUGCCGGCCCCCUUUGAUAGUAGCAGUAACAAUAGAAGUAAUAACAUGUUUUGUGUUGCGCUUCACAUUUUUGUUUGGUUUGGAAAUUUUCAAAACAGUUUGAUUUGUGUUUUUGUUGUGUCAGUCAUUAUCAUUAUUAUGUUUUGAGUAUAAAGAAAUGAAUAAUACAGAAACAGAGAUCAAAUUUAUAGGAGUCUAUAAUAUAGGUGGCGGUUUUGUUUGAGAAGUGCAAAAAUGAGCUGCAAGCCACAAAAAGGGGCCCAUUUAAUUAAAUAUAAUUUUUAAAAAAAUUCCCGGUUUCUGCCUCAUUGUCCACAUCCUUGCACCUUCGCUUUUUAUUUGCACACUCAAUAAACAAAACCCCCAGCUGCUAUAUUGCAGGCUUAAUACGAAAAGUAACAAAAAUAAUAAUUUGAAGUGGUGUCAGUUUAACUAAAAUACAAAUGACAAUUCAGUGAACUUGUUUAUUGUGAUUCUUCUUACUUCUUUUUUCUUUUUCUCUUGUGAAUUUCUUAGGACAGGCAAGAACUGGAAAGGUCAAUGCGAGUUUUCAAGGGUUACCUUGAAACUAAAGGAUCUGCAUUAAGCCAAACAACAGAGUUCCUUCCUUACUAUGCACUGCCAUAUAUUCCAGAUCCUACAUCUCAUCCAUCUUUCAAACCCCUCUUUGUGGUAAGUCAUCAGUCAGUGCUUAGCAGGGUUUUUUGAUAGAAUUACACAUAGGUGUUAGCAGAUGUAGAAUGGUGUAGAUCCUAGAGCCUGUUAUUUUGCCAUUAAUCCAGACUUUCAUGGUGUUCAACUUAAAGACAAAAAAAUGAUUUUAUAUUCUACCCUACUCUAUCCUACCCUCUUACAGAUUAUGUAUACUAAUAUUAAAAUAGACACUGAUGCACCUUUAUUUUUGGUAUUAGUAGUAUGUCAGGCAUUUUAGUAGAAAAGGUGUUCAAGAGAAGAGCAGAAUGCUUGCAAGGAUCUAGUUUUGUGUGUUUUAAGUUCUGUUAUUUUAAUUCAUGUUCAACUUGCUAUGUACAGAGCUCGUGGAGUUUUGAUCUCAAGAACAAAGUACAAGAUUUUCUAGCUUCUACCCUUAAAUCCCAAGAAAAGCCGAAGCUGUUUACUUUGUACAGAGAAAAUGUAACAGAAAUAGAGAGAGAAAGGAAACUAUACAGUGAACAGCUAAAGAAAUUGCAAACUCAACUCACCAGAAGAGAGCAACGAUCAUCACAGUAUCAGAAGAGAUAUUCUAAGAUACAGGUACUGCAUCCUUCUUUAAUAGAGAAGAUAACUGACUGGCCUAAGCCACCCCUCCCCCUUGACUUAGCUUACCUUAUAUCCUUAGUACGGUUUCUUAACCAUCAGCUAUUGCUAUGAUACAGUACUUAGAAGGGAAGAAGGGAAGUGCUAUAAUUAUUGUAAUAAAGGAGAAAUUUAUCUUUGAAUUCUUUGAUAUGGAAAUUAAACCUUUUUGGAGAGACAGGUCAGUGCAGGAAACAACACUUCUGGAGAUGAGAAAGGUGUGAAUGAAACAAUGCUUGUAUAAUUAAGUCCUAUAUGACUUACAGUAUAUUUAUAGAGGGAUAUAAUUCUAUUUCACUUCUAGUUCCUACCUGUUGUAUUUCCCUUUGUAGGCAGAUUAUCAUAAACUCAUAGGUAUUGCUGCUGAACUAGUGGACUCACUGGAAGAUACAGUCCGUGGUAAAAUGGUAACCAACAGUUUUGUGACUAGUUUUGUCAAGUUUAAAGUUAAAUCAGUGAGGAGUGGAUUCAAAUCUCUAAGUAAGUGGGGUAGGGUGAGGCUGCUGUUCCAGACCCUAAGAUAAAAGAUGAACUAGCUGGCCUUGAAAUGUUUUUCUUGGCCAUGCAGGCCUCAGUUUAGCCUUAAAAUAAGUCCAUUGGGUCCACCUUUAUGUGGCUAAAUAUGCAUAUUUUUGUUGUAUCUGGUGUAACGGUUAAUUAAAAGUUCUAAUUUGGAAUUCUUUCUUAAAAUGAAAUGAAGCAUGAUUUAGUAUCAGCUCCUUUCAAAGCAACAUUCAAUUUUUCUAAUAAUCUCCCACAAUGUAGAUAUAAGCCUGCCACAUCGCCAAAUGCAUUACAUAUUAAGCACCAAGAUCUUACACUGUCACUGACACACAGUAAUGUAUCUUACUAAUUCGGUGAACAAAGUCAGUAGUGACCAAUUUUGUUGUUAUUUUGUUUUGGCCAGGUGACACCUGAGUAUCUUCAAAACAUUUGUGUUAGACUGUUUGCUCCCUCAAAUGGAGAAUCAGUUGACAUAAGCAAACCAGGGACGGUGAGCUGCAAUUAUAAAUAAAUAAUUUUGUAACUAAUUAAUGUAAUGUAUCUUCAUUUUUAGCCAUUUCUGAAAGCCCAGAAUAACUGCUCUUGAAAGAAAAGUAAUAUGCCUAAAGAAAGGAUGGAUGGAACAAUAUAUAACAAAAAUAUAAAAGGGAGACUAUCAUUACACAAUAAUGUUUGUCACUGGUAACUUAGGACAGUAAAUUAAUUACCACCUUGUGUAGUUUUUGAUCUAAUAUUAAGAAUUUGUUCCUUUUUUCAAGGCAAGUUCAAUACUGAGAGCAUCUUUGGCAUAUGAUGAGCUACCCAGGUUGGGUAUUAUUCUGCUGUUUAUAAAUGACAAUAGCUCAAGCCAUGAGAUCUAAAAUACCAUAUAAAGUCAUAGCCUUGUGCUGUUUAACUUGUCUCUAAGCUCUACAUGUAUGUCAUCACCAGCCCAACCAAUAGGAUGCAUAUGUUAACCUAAUGUUUUUAUGACCCAGCAUUAAUUUUUACAAUAGUUAAAAUGAAAAUCAGGUUCCAACUUUUUUAUGAACCUCUCCUAGCAAAUGUUUGCUCACAAACUUUUUAUCCCUGGUUCUGUCACCAGGACUUAAACCAAUUUUUACCUUGCAGUAUGUACUUUAGACACUGCCUUAAUAACAUUUGCCGCUGAGUCAGAAAAUUAUUACACUUCUUGUACUUAUUGCAAAAUUACUGUUAUUCCUCAAAGUCUUGAAACCAUCAAUAUUGCCACUAACAGUAAUUCAGCAGAUUUUUCACGUUUUUCAUUUAACAUUCAGACUUGCAGAAAGUGUUGAUAUUCCGUACAAGCCCUCUCUUGACUAUGACAAGAUAAAAACAGAUCUGCUUACUUUACCUGAGAGAAAGAGAGCAUUUCUUCUACAAGCCUUAAGAUGGGUAUGGUGUGAAAUUAUUGAACAGAACGAACAAGAUUUAUUUUUAUUUCUAAUUGAUUCUUAAUUAAUUCUUUCCUUCUCCUUAUUGUUUGACAGAAUCUUACCCAAGCCAUUACUAAUGAACAACGAGACAGCAUUGUUAAUACAUAUGUUGUCCAUGACAUUCUUGGCUGCUCUGUUGCUGGCCAUGUGAGGGUGAGAUGUAUUGAGUAUAUAUAUAUAUAUGCCUGUUGUAAUUUGCUCAGUCUGUGUAUUCUUUGUGUAUAUGUGUGUGUACCCCUUCUAUUUUUAGCACAAGUGUCAUGUGCAAUAUAUUUAACCAUCAACUGCUACAACUGCAAUUAUUAAAAGAAACAACUGCCAGUAAUGCUUGCAUAACAGUAUUCUCAGAUUGAGUGUGAUCCUUGUGAUCAUGAUGUGAUAGUGGAAGUAGAUCUUCUAAACAGCCAUCUGCAGCAGUUCCUCUAGGGAUUGUCAAUGCCAGUAACUAUUGUUCAUUUGUUUGUUUGUUUGCAUGUUGUUUUUUUUAUAGAAUGGAAUAUUAGAUAUUUUGACUUCCCCAAGUGAGAUGUCCAGACAGUAUUUGGCAAGGUUGUUUAAUGCCCUUGCAUCACUUUCAGCAGGUGAUUCAGCACUUAUCUAAUGACUAAUUUUAUUGUUAGCAAUAUUAAUAAUUAUUGAAAUUGUGAGGGUGAGUAUAAUAUCAAAGGUAAUAUACAACUAUCCCCCGAAGGGGAGAUGAAUAGUGGUGGAUAUAUACCAAGACGCAAAUUUACCAAAUCAGUUGGACAAAACUGAAAAAGGAACUUUUUGUAAAUUAAAAACAUCACUUAGUAGGAACUUUGUUGACAGUUUACAAACAUUUGGAGGAUUUUGUCCAGUGCAUUUUACGAUUUUGUUGCAAAUUCAGCAUGAAAAUAAUUUUCUACCUACCAGUGAACACUUACAAGCCAAAUUAAAGUUUGUCGUUUUCUUGGUAUUUGUUUUUUACAACUGCUUCAUGUAUUGCACAAAUGUUAUCUUCCAAAAAAUAUGUAUCAAAACAAGACGCCAUUUUGGCUCCAUUAGCAAAACAGUGAAUAACAAAGGAUAUUCCACGUUACAGAAACCAAUCAAAACGUGCAAAUAUUGUUCUUUAUUUCACUGAUUUGGUAAAUAUGAAUGAUUAUAAUUUGUGUAGAUUGAGGAAGCUGUUAUUUAAUUGGCCUGGGGGAUAACAACCUCCAGUCAAUGUUGUUUUGGUUCAGGUGUUGGAGACUACAGGUUUUUUUUUAGUAUUGGUAUUAUGUGCAUCAUGGCUUGAUGAUCUGUAAGUUGCAGUUUACGCAUUCAUAAAUCAAUGAUUGGUUCUCUUUCUUCACCUUGUUGAAAUUCAUGUGAUAAUUCCUGCAUUUCUUUUCCUUAUAGGUCGCUCUUACCUAGCACAAAACCCAUCCCUUGUAUAUGCCUUGCUGACAGCACUAAAAAAGGAACCUAAAACAUCUCUUACUAGUGAAAAUAUCUUGGGAACCUUGCAAAAACUUAGUCUUAGGUGAGCUUAAAUUGACUACUUAACAUGUACAUUAAGGAUGAGCUAAAAGACCUCAUGGCAAUGAAAGUGAAGAUAUGAAAUACGUCUAGCUUCCUUCAGGAAGGAUGCUGGCAUGGGGAAAUAUUGGGAUCAAAUUUUCACAGUAUUUCAGAGCUCCUUCAAAUUUGUUUAGAUAAGAAAGCUGUUCAAGAUAGUUCCACACUACAAGUUAUAUAUUUUUAAAGAAUCUGUUACUCACCUUGUAACCCACUGCAUAACUCAAGUUGAGAGGUGACUCACCAAAGUAGCAGCAGUCCCAGUGGAUACACAGGACUGAUGAAAUAAUAUGUUUUAUAAUGACUGUCAUACUUACAGUGGUUUACAAUGGCUCUGAAGUCUGUGUGAAGAUGACUCUCCCAUCUUAAUUGCUUAAAAGGGAUGAUAUCUGCACACAGGGUAUGACUUUGUUAUUAAUAACAAACAAAUGUUCCUUUUUUAGACGCCAAAUGCAGUCAAUCAUGAUUGAAGAAGAUUUGAUUCAGUGGUUGUCGCAGCUGUUGACAGAUCAUGACAACUUGUCAGAUUACUCUCUGGAAUACUCUGUUGCAUUGCUCAUGAACCUCUGCUUACGUUCUGCUGGUAAAUUUUUAAUAAUUCUAAAAUAAUGUUGCUUAGUUUAGUCAGAGUAGGAAGACCAAUGAUUCUUUUUAGUUGAUAUUAUUUCAAAUAAGUGUCACUGUUGUGUAUUUUUAAAAGCACUCAAAAGCUACCAGGUUCACUUCCAGUUAACGAAUCAAAUGGACUGGUUCUUGCGUUAGAAUCACCAUAUACUACUAAUUAGGUUGUAGUUUCAAAAUACAGCUUUGAAUUGCUUCUGAGAGAGAGAGAGAGUUGUGAUGGGCACUGUAUUUGGAGGCGGGCCAUGAACUCAGUUCCAUCCACUGCCCACCCUGUUUAUAAACCUGGCAUUUUCUCAGGAUGAUAAUAUAAAAUGUGCAAAGUAUGUAGUAAUAUUCAAACUAAUGCAUUUUCUUAGGAAAGAGGAGAUGUAUUAAUGAUGCUGCUCACAUCCUUCGUGUGCUAAGUGAUCUUUUAGGACAUGAGAAUCAAGAGGUAAGUUUAAUUCAAUAGCUAUAAAACCUGGUUUAUUUUGGUAAUGCAGGUCAGUGUUGACACAUUUUCUGUCUGCCAUCUUUCUGUAACCCUAUGAAUUACUCUUAACUAUUUUUAACUUGAUUGCAAAAGUCAUUAUCAUUUAUACUACAACAGAUUCGUCCGUAUGUGAAUGGGGCUUUGUAUAGUAUUCUGGCAUUACCAGCUGUGAAGGAGGAGGCAAGAGCCUUGGUAAGCUGCUGCUGUUGCUUUGCUAAUGAGUUAACCCUUAAAGGGCAUGGUCAAACAGGUGCCUGAUUAAAAAUAAUUAAGUUCUAAAAGUUCUUUUCUGACCCUGAAUCAUAGGCGUUUAAGUUUUCCUCAAAUUUGCAGAAGUAACAGGUUUUAGUUCCCCUUACAAUGUGUUACUUUUAUUGACAGCGGAUCUUGGUCAUAAAAAUAAUCUCUGAGAAUGCCAAGUCACUGAUUCACAGGAGGAUGUCCUAAUAUUCAUUUAAUUCUGUCAAUGAAGAUCGUAAAUGGACUUCUGUAUCUCCAAAAAGCAUUUUUUACGAGCUUUAAGUUACGCUUUUUGAUAAUUGCACAUUGAAUUCCCUCAUUGAAAACAGCUCUGAAAUGUGGCUCAUUGUAGUUUUUCCCAUAAAUGGAGAUGUACGUUUCAGGGACCAUCUUGAAGUGAUUGUUGCCACUGUUCAAUUCCUUCUUACAGGGAAUGGAAGAAAUCCUUGAGUGUUUCCUUAAAGAUGACAAUCCGGAUAUGACCAGACAGAUCCAAUUUAUCAUCAAACAGCUUAACUCUGGUUAGAACAUUAUAAUCCAUUACUCAAGUGCUUUAAUUGUAACCUUUAUAACGUACUGUUUCCGUGCGGGUAGCGGUUACUGCAGUGGUCUGUUUUUCUGAUACUGAUAUGAUCCCUGCCAGAUGUUGCAGUGCCCUGUGGGUUCCAGGCUCCGGGUCAUUUUGUGGAAAAGCAAGCGCGAGAAACAGAAAAGGUUCUGGAAUGUUUUUUUUUUUUUUAACUUAGAGCCUAGAACAGGCUAAAUGUUGUUGCGAAGAACAUGGUAGGUGCUUAAUACUCAUUGUCUAAGGUAGCCCGAGAUAAUUAAUCUCUAUCAAAACUGUUUGGUAUUUUUGCAGAUGAUCCAUCAGCCACAAAUACACCAGAAUCUGAUGAUGAAGAUGAGGAAGAUGAUGAUGAUGUGAGUUUAUAGGAUGAUCGUUUAUAGGAUGAUCAACGACUUACGGUCUGUACUCUUUUUCAUACUUAGCUAGCAAAAUAUGGAACUCUCUCCCAGACACUUACAAAACAUUAAAUUUUCUAGAAUUCAUGCAGGAGAUCCUCGGAUAGGAAGCUUUUCCGCAGUAGAUUUACAAGUUAUAUUUCCCUUUGCAUGCAUAAUGUUGUAUAUGGUUUAUAAAUAAUAUUGGAAUUGUAAUAUAGCAUAUUUUAUUUUAAUUUUAACUUAUUUUCUCGAAUACAUUAGCUCUACAGCUACUCUGUAAAUUUCGAGCAUAAGUAGAGUAUAUGUAUGUAUGUAUCGUGUGAUACUUAAGAUACUUCAGGAAAUUCGAGUAGCCUGUGGCCCUUCCAGUCACGUUCGCUCUUACAAAGGGUUAGCUACGCGCAGAUCGUCAGCCUCUAUCCCUCCACGGUGGUUAGUUUACUUCUAUUACCUACUGACUCAGUUGAUAAAACAAAAUUCUGGAACGUGGGGUACAUUUAUUUUAAUGAAAGAUUGUUUUAUUAAGUAAAGUUGUUAAAUUGUGUUUCAUACAGGAGGGCGACGCUAUUGAUGCAGAGUUAGAUAAACAAGAGAUUCUUUUGUCGACUGAAGGAGAACUGUGUGGAGAAGAGUUACUUAUUACUCAUUAUUCAAUGGUACUGUAAUUCAUUUAUUUCUUUGCCUGUUGUACGCUCAAAAACGUGUUUACCUCAGUAAAUGUUACAUAAACUAAUCUUAACAGUAUUUGAUGUUAGAUGGUAAAGUAUAGCGGUCAAAGUUCCCUCAAACCCGGGAUACCCUUGGGAAGCUAACAAACUGUUCGCAACAGGGUACUGGUUCAGAUUGUGGAAAUGGUUGCCUAAGACUUCAAACGGUGUUUUUACAAGUUAAGGCGGCUGUAAGUACCACUGUCCCCCACUUUCGCGAGUGUCCGUUAUCAAAACCUUGACCGUGGCAUGGUCUUUAAUCAACUGAUAAAAGACAUCUAUAUGUUAGACGGACUUAAGACGAAAUAAGAACUGGAUGUGUAACAAAUUAUCCAUCAUGUUUUGCGACACAAAACAACAAGAAAUCAGAAAGUUAUCUGUAUAUUAAACAAUUUUCGCUCUUAGAUUUUUCACUCUUUUUAAACAGAACAACAAACAAUCUGAUGAGCUGAAGAGCAAGAAAAAGGUACCUUACAGGUCAUUUCUCUUUUGAACACUGAAUAAAUGGCAAAAUAUAUGAGUUUUUUCGUUACAAAGUUAACUUUGCAAGUUACAAGGUUUCUUGCUUUUAAUGAUGAGGAAUGAACGAAAGGUUACCUUAAAAGAAAAUUAGUUUCUCAAGUAGAAGAAAUUAUCGAGCUACAUAAAGCUGGGCUUCGAGCUAGGUGUUGCAAGUAGACGAAAAACAGUCACGAUAUAGUCCAUUCAUUGCCAAGGCUUGUAAGGAAGGCUCCUUUCAGGACAGCCGUUGUUCUCGCUUACGGCUGCGAGACAGUUUUUGCGACGAGUCAAUGUAUCGUCGAGUUGAAGAUAAGCUUUUAAGAACUGUGGCCUUGUUAUGUAGAUCAAGAACCGUCGCUCGCAGAGAAUAUAUGUCUCCUGCCUAGUACACGAACGAAGCGAUGUACCGCCGCUGUUUCUAUUUUCAUCUGCUACAUUAUGAAAACUAACAAGUCAAGUGUUCAGAACUAAAAUUGGGCAAUAAUAAAAUAGUCCAUUUUUAAAAACACAUUGCUUUGGUUUUGCGUGUAACAUUAAAAAAAUUGUUGGCUUUGCGCUAUUUUAGGCAAAUUUACUACUAACUGCAAUAAAAAUAAAAAUCUUUUGUUCCUUUCUAGUUUUCAGGUGGUCGUGAUCAUCCCUUAACUAGGCCAACUACUCCAGGAAUAAGAACAUUAGAAUCAUUUCAAGGCGAGUAUUAUGAUAAUUACAAUAGCCAGUCCAAUAUUCAAUAUGAUGUAUAAUGUCAGUCAACAUGGACGAAACUGAUAACUAAAUAACUAACAGUCCAUUGUUUUAUUUUAUUAUCAGAACAUGUUUCCAGACCAACAACUUCAACAAUGGAGUCGUCACGGCCUGAACAGCAGGUGUGUGUUGGUCGGACUGUGCAUCAGUCGCUUCUAAAUUGCCCAGCAAACUUUAAUUCCCCUCUUGGCUCGUUCGCUCUCUCCAGUCCAACCGAGCCUUGAGUCGACUGGCUGAAAACUGGGGACUUCCCUUAUGUCUAUACCAAAAUCACUGGGUGACUCCAUAAACUGAACGGCUGUAAAGAUAUAUUGGCGUUUCCUUAAUUCAUUGAUAAUUGAAGAAGCUUUGCGUAGUCAUUGCAUUAAAUUUAGCUUUGAUGUUCUUCAAGGAUUUUUGCAGACUUAUGAAAUACUUGACAUGGUGCUUCAUCCCAUAUCCAGGUCAUUGGUAUGUCGGACAGCAGUGGAUGAUAAUGAUAGCUCAGUGUUUUGAUUGGUUUCAGGUGCGACCUUCAACGUCAUCUAAAUCAAGGAGGGCGCCUGAACCGACAUCAAAUGCAGCAGCAGCAGCAGGAGCAGACGGUGAAGCUUAAUUUAUUUAAAGAUUCGUUCCUUUUCACCGUAUAACUUGUGCACCACACUGAAUUAAUGUUAUUUCAAUGACUUGCAAUGUUUAUUUAAAAAUAGAGAUGGGAACAACUUGUAAAAAUGUUUCGUGCAUAUAUGUAUUUAAAAAGUGCACGUUGAAAAUAAGUGGCCUAAUUCAGGUCAUCGCAACUGAAAUUAUUAUUAUUAUUAUUAUUAUUAUCACUGUAGAAAAAAGCGAUUAAGCACCUUUUCUCAACCAGUCAGAAACAAACAAAUAAGGAAUUUUAGCUUAGUAGGACAAAAAGUUAUUUGAAUGCCCACGCCGUUUUUGGUUGCGACUAUGGUUGUAAUGAAUGACCCUUUGCAAAAAUGUUUACGCCCUCGACCAUCAACUGCGUCGUCAGUUAUAUUAGAUCUUUUGUGUAUCUCUGAUGGCAUGUGUUUGCGGCUUUUAGCCAUGCUGCACUCCGUAGGCCCAUUGUGGCCUAUUUCUCCGAAAUGAAAUUUUUUAUUAUGUCGACCAUAACCUGAUAUCUCUUUUCCUUUCAGAAAAACCUCGAAGUGCAGCGAAAGUGAGUUACUACUGCUUAAUAAUGGCUAGUGUUUGUCAAUGAUGUCUGUAUUUUGUUUAGUUAGUUUCAGUACAGGAGUAAGUAGUUGUAUAACAUUCCGUCUGAGAGUAGGCGACAACGUUAUCACUAAUUUCUGUUGUCCUUCUGAGGCGGCCGCUGAAGCACCAGCACAGCCGAAAAUAUCUCUAACAUGUUUGACAAUUCUAAUUGGACGAGUUCGGUAAUGCAAGCAUUACUCUCAUGACCGCCUGGUGAAAUAUAAUGAUUUAACAUUUGUUACUGCUAAUUUGUCUUUUCAUGUAAAGGGAACCGAGGUCACUGGGUCGGGCCAGGCCUCCCGGCUGCAUCCGUAAGUUCUUCUGCCAUUACCUGUAAUUUGCACUAUACUGGGUGUUUCAAAAGUUCGUUCCCAUUUUUUAUUCGCUUAAAUUUCACUAACUGUUAACAAAACCUUUUGUAAAACUUAGUAUGUUAUUCAUUAUUCAUUUAACAUUGAAUAACCAAAAUAUUAGUAAACAGAAUGUCUUCUUGUGUGUUUCUGACAUUUUCUAAGCAGUGAGGUAUAGAAUGUACGAGCUCCCAAAGCGUGUCCAAAGUCACAUUCUUCCAGGCGAAGCGUUGUCACUGUCUUAGCUCGUCCAGUGUUUUGGGGGCUGGAUCUUUGUAUGUUGUCUCGUCUACGAUAAUCCAGAUGGUCUCUAGGGGGUCAAAUCACGUGAGUUUGCCGGCCGGUCCUCCUUUGGUAUAAAGUUGGCAAAUCCUUCUGACACCAUGCUUGCAUGAAGUGUGCACCGCCUUUUUCUCUUCAAGGCUUUCCAACUUUUUUUAGUAACUUAUCCCCAUACCGUUGUGCUCGAAACUUUGAUCGAUCAUGUGAAGUUGAAACUUUUUUUACUUUUCUGUUUUGUGGAAUUAUUACGCAUAUACUUACAGCUUUUUCGAUAAUAUUUCUCACACAGUUUGUGAAAAAACGGCCAUCCACUCCUUGGCUUAUCUUCUAAGGUCUUUACUUUUGACCACUUGUUCGGUCAUCGUUCAGACUUCUUCAACAAUUUGGCAAUUUUUUUUGGACUGAAUUGCCAGAAGACCAUAAAAAUAGAUGCCUGAGCUCUAGCACAAACAGUGCAGGCCUUCAUUUUCAUGAAGGAGUAGAGAAAAUAAAAGAAAACGUUAAAAAUACCAAAAUAGAAAACCUACAAAGUGGGCAGGAAAAGUAUGGCGGGAAAAAACUCGCGUGCGUGUACAGUUGGGGCAAAAAUUAAAAAAAUAUAUAAUUUCUUCAAAUUUUAGUUUAAAAUUGCUUUGAACGGUUAUUUAGAUAAAUUUCUUACCUGAAACAGUUUACAUUCGCCUAAAGAAGCAUUAAAUGCUUGGCGCAAAAUACAAUUUACAAUUGGAACGAACUUUUGAAAUACCCUGUAUAUCGGUAUCUUGUGUAUAUUUCAUAUCAGUGUUAUUUGCUGUAAGGCGUCAUGAUAAUGUCUUCGUUUUAGGAGCGAUGUUGAAAAGGCUUUUGUGUCAAGGCCCAAAAUCCCUCGCACUCCUGAUCCAAGACCAAGAACUGGUACCCCACCCCCACUUGGAAGAUCAGCAUCUCCCCCAAGACCCACCUCAAAAGAAAGCAGGCCUGCAGGUACGUUUUGUUAGUGUGGCUUCCACGUUGUUGUCAACUUCAGAAGUUUCGGUCGGAAGGAGUUGAAAAUGAUGCUGAAAUAAAGGAUUACCAUACACUCCAUUCUAAACCAACUGUCGAGAAAACGUGGAAUUUAGAAUAAUUAGUUAUGUCGGGUGAAAAAUACCGCAUAAAAAUAAAAAUAUGUUUACCAUAUACCAAAAUUUCUAGCCGACCCUGAUAACAGCGAGGAUCACAUCUUUACUGGUUUUUAUUCAUUUUUGUUUAUCUGCAGCUCAAAUGUAAUUUGCAUCGUUUAUUACCCUCACUGUUCAUUUUUUUGUCAAUUCAGGGACCUCGUCGUCAAGAAAAAGCAGUGGCUCAAAAAAUCAGCAAAAGACGGGGUCAAGAUAGCUAUCAAGAGCCAAAGAUUUAAACAUGAAAGGAGGCUAAUGCUAAUGGCGGCAAAAUGGCUGACUCACCAAAAGAAAAACUUUCUGAUUGUUGUAAAGAAAUAGGAAAGGCGGUUUCACGCCACAAAUAUUGCUAUCUGUCACCGCUGUCCAGUCACCAUUAUUCCCCAUUAUUUGCAACUUGCCUGGGGCACGAAACAUCUUUCUCCCGGAGCGGUUUCAUACAAUUUCAGUCAUAAAGCAUAUUCUUUUGAGUAGACAAUAAGCCAAAUAAAAGAAAUACGGUAUACAGGAUUUUCAUAUGGAAAGCAGAGUUUUGGAGGUAUUCUAUCAGUUUAUCGAUAAAAUUUUAAUAAUAAGAAGUCCUCUAGAAUUUUUCUUAAUUCAUAAGAUGUAUAAUUUUUUUUAUGUUCCUGCAAUUGUUAACCGAUUUAAGUCCCUGAAUGUAGCAUUUAUUAAUACAGUCAGCCUUUUUUAUUUCAGGUUAAAGCUGUAAACUUAGUUAGUUUUCUUAAUUAAAUCUUCAACAAA
Porites evermanni is the source of this 15466-nucleotide messenger RNA. Lineage: Eukaryota; Metazoa; Cnidaria; Anthozoa; Scleractinia; Poritidae. The record is from the annotation of a GenBank genome assembly.